CCUGCUCAGAGUUUUCCCAGAGGUCCUGUGAAGAAUGUCUAAAAAAUGUUUCGUGCCUUUGGUGUUACACCAACAACACUUGUAUUGAUUACCCUGUGAGAAGCAUUCUUCCACCGUCUUCAUUGUGUUCACUCUCAAAUGCUCGAUGGGGAGUUUGCUGGAUAAACUUUGAGGCUUUAAUUAUUGCCAUAGCUGUAGUAGCUGGACUCAUGCUGCUGUCCAUAGCAGUCUGUUGCUGUUACUGCUGUUACUGCAGAAGGCGUUCCAGGAGACCAGAUGAAGAUGAAGAACGGUUAGCUAGAAAGAGAGAGGAGCGAAGACUACAGUCUCUUCAGAGGAAACAUGAAAGAAAAAUGAAGCAUGAUGAAAUACGUAAGAAGUAUG
This is a messenger RNA of Mesitornis unicolor (brown roatelo), 384 nucleotides long. Its product is annotated as pituitary tumor-transforming gene 1 protein-interacting protein-like. Lineage: Eukaryota; Metazoa; Chordata; Aves; Mesitornithiformes; Mesitornithidae. Gene Ontology annotation, biological process: protein import into nucleus. The annotation marks the transcript as partial. Gene Ontology annotation, cellular component: cytoplasm; nucleus. The transcript has 5 exons. The record is from RefSeq and is a predicted model, not a curated record.